This is a messenger RNA of Erigeron canadensis, 986 nucleotides long. RefSeq lists its product as uncharacterized. Lineage: Eukaryota; Viridiplantae; Streptophyta; Magnoliopsida; Asterales; Asteraceae. The transcript is spliced from 2 exons. The record is from RefSeq and is a predicted model, not a curated record. Bases 82 to 813 code for a protein of 243 amino acids.
UCUCACACACACAAAACACUCUCUAUAUCUAUACAUCUAUAUAUAUAUCUAUAUAUAUUCUGUAUCUAUAUAUCUCCGGCGAUGGUUACCGACGUAAAUUACCUCUGUUCUCUAAUGAAUCAACAACAAGCGAUAAUGAACGAUUCGAGAUCAACGGCUCUGAUUACUCGUGACUUGCUCGGCGGCGGCGGCGGCGGCGGUGGUUGCGAUGUUGAUUCCGGCAAGGAAUUGGACCUCGAUUUACAUGUUCCGUCUGGCUAUGAAAAACGCCUCGAUUUGAAGUCAGGAAAAGUUUAUCUGCAAAGAUGCAAAUCACCAAACACAUCAUCUACAUCAUCUGAUCAUAAACAGCAAGACAGUAAUGAUCAAACAAUGUCUAAGCUUCAAGACCUAAACUUCCCUCCAUCAUUGAAAAAGCCAUUGAACCUAUUCGACGAUACUAGUUUAGAUCUAAACCUUGUGAAUCUAUCGUCACCAUCGCCACCUGCUUACAGGAGCGUAUGCACUUUGGACAAGGUGAAAUUUGCUUUGGAACGUGCAGAACGAGAGACUAUCAAGAAACGAUCUGUGUCUGUUUCAAAGUCCUGCUCUUCCCCUGCCUCAAACUCUUCGUCUUCUUUUAAAGAAACUAUGGUUAUUGAAGAUGAUGAUCAGGAUGAAAAAUCUUCUCAGGCUUAUGCUGCUGGUUGUCCAAGCUGUUUAUUGUAUGUGCUUAUAUCUCGAAGCAAUCCUAGAUGUCCCCGUUGCAAUAUGAACGUGCCAUCCCCUACGGCGAUGAAGAAACCCCGAAUUGAUCUUAACAUUUCUAUAUGAAUUAGUGGCAGUGGUUUUGCUGAAGUUAAAUAUUUCUUGUAAAUGAUAUUAGCCAUCAGGGGGGAAUAGAAAAAUAGUUUUGAGUUAGUGAAAAAAGAAAAUUUAUAUGUAUACAUUAUCAAUGAUCCCCAUCUCUUUAUUAGUUUAUAUAAUAUAAUUCUCACCUUUAAAUC